AUGAAUAUCGGGUUCAUCGGUAUUGGACGCAUGGGACGCUUCAUGGCACGAAACCUUGCCAAGGGCGGUCACACCCUGACGGUGUUUGAUACGCACAAGGAGGCGGCUGAAGAAUUGCUGUCGCAGGGCGCAUCGUGGGCGGAUAGCCCAGGGUCCGUAGCAGCGGCGAGCCAAGUCGUGUUCACAGCACUGCCACGUCCCCAAGAUGUGGAGGCGGCUGCGCUCGGAGAUUCCGGUAUCCUCAGCGGUGCCGAGCAGGGUGUGGCGUACUUUGACCUGAGCACCACCGAUCCAGAUACCAUCCACCGGAUAGCCGCCGCCGCAAAGUCCAAAGGCGUCCAUGUGUUAGAUGCCCCGGUCAGCGGUGGUGUCAGCGGUGCUGAGCAGGCAACACUGUGUAUCAUGGUCGGCGGGAACCAGUCAGUCUAUACGUCUUACAAACCGCUCCUUGAGCUGAUCGGUGAAAAAGUCCUUUACUGUGGCGAACAGGGCAUGGGAGCCGUCUGCAAAAUUGUGAACAACCUUAUUAAUCUUGGCAACUACGUUUUAGUGUCAGAAGCACUGACGUUGGGACUCAAAAGCCGGUGCCCAGACAGAAAUCAUGUUUGA
This is a messenger RNA of Geodia barretti, 609 nucleotides long. Lineage: Eukaryota; Metazoa; Porifera; Demospongiae; Tetractinellida; Geodiidae. The record is from the annotation of a GenBank genome assembly.